Molecule: messenger RNA, 1954 nt
Organism: Asterias rubens (European starfish)
Lineage: Eukaryota; Metazoa; Echinodermata; Asteroidea; Forcipulatida; Asteriidae
Product: palmitoyltransferase ZDHHC15B-like
Exons: 11
Coding region: 47-1276 (409 amino acids)
Biological process (GO): peptidyl-L-cysteine S-palmitoylation; synaptic vesicle maturation; protein targeting to membrane
Cellular component (GO): Golgi apparatus; endoplasmic reticulum
Molecular function (GO): protein-cysteine S-palmitoyltransferase activity
Source: RefSeq, a predicted model, not a curated record
CCGCACGGCAACUUCUCAUGCACCGCGCCAUUGACUUAUUCCCAACAUGGAUUUUAAUCACAAGAGGGCGCACUACACGACGGAUGAUGAGAAAAAGCAAAAGACGAGUUGCGAAAAAGGGAAGAACACCGUGCUUGAAAGUCUAAAGAUGGGGGUCUUGGGUAUGUGCCUAAAAAUCUGUGGUUGGUUUCCAGUUCUUUUCAUAAGUGCUGUUAUCGUCUGGUCCUACUAUGCAUACGUCGUCGAAUUAUGUAUUUUUAUCCUGAUUGACAGAAGUAUACCACUGUUCCUUCUGUAUUUAGUUCUGUACCAUGCAUUCUUGGUUAUGUUUCUAUGGGCAUACUGGAGAGCAGUAUGGACACCAGUCGCACGGGCUCCCUCAGAGUUCCAGUUAACGAGCUCUGAGCUUCAGCAGUAUGAAGCUGAGGAUCGAAGUGUGGAGAAGAUUGAGAUUCUGAAACAGAUUGCCAGAGACAAGCGACUACCAGUCUUCACACGCACAUACGGAGGAGGUAUGAGAUUCUGCGGGAUUUGUAAAAUCAUCAAACCGGACCGAUGUCACCAUUGCUCAGUGUGCAACACGUGUGUUCUCAAGAUGGAUCACCACUGUCCGUGGGUCAACAACUGCGUCUGUUUUAGCAACUACAAGUUCUUUGUCCUCUUCUUGUUCUACACAGUACUCUAUUGUCUUUUUGUGUCGCUCAGUGUUCUACCGUUCUUCAUACAGUUCUGGCAGAAUAUCCUGGACCGGGUCGUAGGUGGCUUCAACGUCAUGUUCUUGUUUAUAGUUUCCCUGGUGUUCAGCCUCAGUGUGACGGUCCUCUGCAUAGUGCACACACGCCUCGUUGCCAACAACUGGUCCACCCUAGAGUCAUUCCGACCCCCGGUCUUCCGUCACGGCCCGGACAAGGAAGGGUUCAGCCGGGGAAGUUUCUGUAAUAACUUCAAGGAAGUCUUCGGAUAUCAAAAGAAAUACUGGCUGCUUCCUAUAUUCACCAGCAAUGGUGAUGGGGUGACGUAUCCCAUCCAAGCCAGGGACCAAGAUUCAGAUCGUCUUCUAGAUGGAGAUGUUGAGAGUGACAUCGGCAGCGGCCCAGAAACUGAAGACAAGGGAGCAGGUAAGAAAGGUAUAAGAGAUAGCAUUAAGACCAGCCCAUCGUACUCUACCAUGGCUACGGGUGGUGCAGCUGGAGGCGGGGAUCAUGUUGCUCUGCAUAUGGAUCCAGAUGAAGGUGCACAGAUCAAUUUAGGAGUUGACGGCGAAUUACAAAGAUAAACAUCUCCUUGAGUUCAACAACAUCUUUUUUUUUUAAUGGUAUGUAGAGUAAGUAGGAUUAAGGAUUAAAACUAAUUUCAAGGCUUUUCGUGUGUCCCAGUAUGAAAGAAGAAACACCCUUUCAGAUGCCUGACAUGUUCAAGUAUUUUAAUGAGAAAUGACAUCUUUCGCAAAAACUAUUUUACUUCAGAGCGAGUCGUCCCAACAUGUUUUAUGCUAUCAACAGCUCUCCGUUGCUUGUUGCCAAGUGAGUUUUUUAUGCUGGUAUAUAUUUUAGGUAAUUACCAACUGCGUCUAGCCUUUAAUCUAGGCAAAAUGCUUUCUUCCGUUUUGGGGUUAGCAUUUUCUUUUAAGAUUAUAUAUGGAAAAUGCUUUAGGUGUAAACAAAAAAAUUGUGUUUGUUUUUUAAACUUAAAAACAGUUCAAUGCUAAUAAUUAUGAAGGGUUUAUUCUUGUAAACAUUAUGUAAAAAUAGUUAAAGACCUGACAUUUCAAUUCUAGCCGAGUCUUUUAUUGAAGCUAAACUGGCAACACACCACACAUAAACAAGGGUACUAGUUAUGAUUUAUAAACAUAUUAUAAUGAACACUACUACAAACAAUCCGGUGAAAAAAACUUUUAAAAGGGUUGUGAUACCUUUUGUAGAUCAGGUUUUUUGGGAAUGACAUGAAUCCCUAC